AUGGUCGAGCUCAUCAAUUCCCCCGACUCUCGAGCUUUGCUCCCUCCUCUCCUCGCCUGUCUUCCUAUAGCCUUUGUCUCCCCACGCCCGCCACCAGCCCUCCUCCCACUACUCUCCCCAAUCCUCCGCCAACGACUCCAAAUCCUUACCUCAGUAUCUACUUCUACUGAUGACUCAUGGUUGAAGCUUCUCUGUUGGGACACCGCCAAAGCGGACCGUCUCCAGAGCAUCGUCGGCAGCACCACUUUUGAGCCACACCCCGUCUCCGGCGAGAUUGAGCUCGCAGACGACCUGCCGGCAACCUACAAACGGAUUGACGACGAGACUCUCCAGUCACUGGUCUUGCUACCAGAGUACAGUCUAGCAGUGAUCUACCUGUGGUGCCCCACCGACGAGCAUGGCCGCGGCUGGCGGGUGGCGGAACUGCUUCCGCGGGAGAGCCCUGCAGACGACGAAAACACCUGGGCCUCUUCCAUUAGCGAAGCAACUACACAGGCAAAAGACAGACUUCUGGCAGAAAUCCUGGAUGAGAAGGACGAAAAGUCAAACAGUGAACAAGUCCAGGACGAGGAAGAAGACGAUGACGACGAUUACUGGGCUCAGUAUGAUGCCACCCCCGGCGGCGGGGAAACACCUAACGUUAAGACCCCCGCACCGGCGUCCUCAAAGGGUCCAUCUGGCCUCUCUGAAGCAUCGUACUUUUCCCAGUACGGUGAUGUGCAGCCGGCGAUGGAUAGCCAUGACCCCACCGAGGAACAGCCAGAAGUUGGUCCGUCAUCUUUGAACGGAGAUAUUCUUGCCACUCUACUACGCUCGCAAAUGAGUGGAUCUGAUGACCCGGCAAAUGGCCCUCGCAAAAAUGGUUACUCUCAUGAUAAUAUCCCCAUCGAUGCGUCUGCGCAUGCUCUUAGCCACCCCCGCCCCGCAUCUGCUUCUUCAGGCAGUUCCGAUGCCGUCGCGAAGCUGGAGCAGGAAGCGGAGAGCCAAUCCACCUACGAAGUAGGCGUGAAGCAACAUAUUGGUACCAGUAUCAAGAGUCUGUUCCGUCUGGCUAAGGCGACAGGAAUGUCACGAAGUGACUUCCAGUGCUUGGUGCAGACCGAGGUGCAGCUUUUGAAUUUGACAGAUGACGAAUGA
Messenger RNA from Penicillium manginii, 1137 nucleotides. RefSeq lists its product as uncharacterized. The record is from RefSeq and is a predicted model, not a curated record. The coding region runs from base 1 to 1137 and encodes 378 amino acids. NCBI's taxonomy places the organism in Eukaryota, Fungi, Ascomycota, Eurotiomycetes, Eurotiales, Aspergillaceae. The transcript has a single exon.